AGUGUUACCGUGGUAAUAGCAGUCCUAAGUCCUUACGCUGCAGGAUUUUAACUAAAGUCGGUGGUGAGGCAGGUCAGGUUGCCGACUUUCGAGCUCAUUGUAAUGCAAAUCCUAAUUCCUUAUGCCACGGACUCUUUUACUUAUAUACUUGCUUAAUUCUAAUUUUCUCUAAUAUUUUUUAAAAAAUAGAAUAGAAGAGUUAGCUAAAAAUCGGUAAUUUCAUCAUUGUAAAAAAUACUGAUAAAUUGAACAAAAUUAUUACUCUAAUCAAAAGUAAUCAAUUUUCUCAAUAUAGUUAAUAAAUAUAAUAAAAAAAAUUAAGCGAAUCUAAUUUUUUAAACAAAAAGAAUAGUUAAGAGUCCUCAUGCAAAAUAGCCAGUUGUUGAGGGGUUAACCGUACAAAUUUGCCCAACUCCUCCGCGCUCCUCUGGGGGGAUCUCUUACAACUGUUGUCGAAGAAGAAGAAGAAGAAGAAUUGAGAGAGAGAGAGAGAGAGAGAGAGAGAGAGGUCAACAAUGGCGAAAGGGCGGCGAGAGAUCCCUCCCUGCUCCAAGACCUACGGCUUCCCCAUCUACUGCGCCUCCUUCGUCCCCCUCGCCGAGAUCGCCGCCGCGAAGAAAGAUGACGAGGACGACGGCGCCGCCGAUGCCCCAGGAGGUGGAGAUGGUGGCGGCGGAUCGGGAGAAGGAGGAGGUGGAGGUGGUGGUGGAGAUCGACUCGUCGCGGCGCUCGGCGGCGGAGGCGGCGAAGGGCGGAGCGGGGUCCCCAACGCCCUCGUUGUCGCCUGCUUCGAUCUCCCUUCCCGAUCCCUCUCGGAUCAACCGGUCUUCAGGAUGGGGACUAAUGCAGAUGUUCCGUACAGAAUGGCCGUGCAUCCUAAAGGGGAUGGCAUCAUCUGCUCCUUUCCGAAGAGUUGCAGGUGGUUUGAAUGGGAUUUAUUAGAAGGUAAGGAACUUCAUAAUCUGGCCCUGAAAUCUUCCGGGAAGAUAUUGCAACCGCUGGAAGAUGUUGGGUUACAAUUGGCAUUAUCUUUCAAUGAAGAAGGUUCAUUACUUGCAACUGGUGGCGAGGAUGGACGUUUGAGGGUCUUCAAGUGGCCCAGUAUGGAAAGCAUUCUAGAGGAAAGUGUUGAUAAUACAACUUUAAAGGAUUUGGAUUUCAGUUCCAAUGGCAAGUUUCUUGCCUGUCUGAGGAGUAGUGGUCCUUGCAGGGUUUGGGAUUUAACAUCAGUAGCAGUUGUAGCAAAUCUACCGAGAGAAGAUGGAGAGAUCUUCGGCUUUUGCAGGUUCUCUCAUGGAGCAGAUGAUAACCAGAUCCUUUAUGUCACUGCAAUGCAUGGUGAUAAAGGGAGAAUAGUAUCUUGGAAUAUUAGCUCAUGGAAUCGAAUUGGGUCAAAGAGUAUAGCCCGUGACCCGAUAUCUGCAUUCAAUGUCUCAUCUGAUGCCAUUUGCACAAUCUACAGUGGGACAGUUGAAGGAAGCAUCAUUAUUCUAAGGUCCGCAGAUACGCAGGUGCAUACAGCAGUUAAAAAAGCGCAUCUUGGCAUUGUUACCGCAUUGGUAUUCUCACAAGAUACAAGGGCUUUGUUGUCUUCCUCCUUCGACUCAACCGCGAGGGUGACAGUAAUCGAGAACAAAAAGAGCAAAGGUCUUAAUAUGUGGCUUAUUCUUUUGGUCAUUGUGCUGGCCAUUGUUGCUUAUCACAUGCGGUUCAAAGCGGCCCCUUGAGGAUUCUUGUGGAGCAGAUUUGCUUCUGAACCUCAAAACCCUAAAACUCUUUUAAAAAAGAUAAACUUCAUUGCCAUUCUAUGGUUUAGUGCAUUUUCAUCUUGCCUUCCUGUGGUUCAAAAGUUGCAUUUGACUAUUCUAGAGUCUUUUCUUUUUCUUUUUCUUUUUUUUUUUUUUUCGUAGUUCUCGGUCUGCUAUUAAAAUACAGUAGUGAAGUAAUAUGUUUUGCAAACAACAAGGCAGUACACUAGAACAUUUUACCAUUCUAUGAUUUGCAUUUUACUGUCCUGUGCUUUGCAAAAAUAUCACUUUGCUACUCUGUUUAAUAAUAAAAUUUCACGGUAAAAUAAAAAUAAAAUAGUAAUAUAGUUAAAGUAUAUUUUUGCACCACAGAAUCCGGGGGAGCAAAUUUGAAGUUUAUUCGUUUUAAAAAACGGAUAUCAAAUCUGUGAUUAUUUUCAAAAAGCUCCCUAAGCCGAGCUCAUUCUUUCUUGACACUGCACCCAGUUUGUACUCUUUGGAGAUUUUGCAUAUACAUCCUUGAAAGUACAUGUAUUUACGUGUACGGAUGUAAAUUUCAAUUCUUAAUGUAGAGCAUACCCAGUAUCAAAUAUUGAUGCGAAUUAAAAAAGAUUUGUGACAGAAGAAUAGUAGAGGUAUAAUGUUUUCUUGCA
Ananas comosus (pineapple) is the source of this 2401-nucleotide messenger RNA. Its product is annotated as SEC12-like protein 2. Bases 516 to 1727 code for a protein of 403 amino acids. The record is from RefSeq and is a predicted model, not a curated record. Gene Ontology annotation, cellular component: endoplasmic reticulum membrane. Gene Ontology annotation, biological process: protein secretion. The transcript has 10 exons. NCBI's taxonomy places the organism in Eukaryota, Viridiplantae, Streptophyta, Magnoliopsida, Poales, Bromeliaceae. Gene Ontology annotation, molecular function: guanyl-nucleotide exchange factor activity; GTPase activator activity; protein binding.